AUGGACGACCCGUUGAGUGCUGUCGACACCUCUGUUGCCGAACAUAUAUUUGAUAAAUGUAUAGUGAAGUACUUAUCGGACAAAAUCCGAAUUCUAGUCACACAUCAAAUCCAAUUCAUACGAAAAGCAACACAAAUACUGGUCUUAAGCUCAGAGGGCCGGUGCCUGGGGUUGGGCUCAUACGACGAGCUCCAGUCCCAGGGAAUCGACUUCAUGGCUAUACUGAAAGAUAUGGAACGGGAGGCCGAACACGACAAACAGGAACGGGAGCUUAUGAGGCCGUUCUCCAAGAAUAGUUACGAUGCAAAACAGACCCCAACCCCUAAUGCGACACUCCUGACGGAGUGGAUCAACGACAGGGUCCGGAGGCACUCCCGGAGCACAUCUGUGGCUCAGACCGAGAACUUCGAUAUAUGGCUAACUAAAUGGUAG
Oppiella nova is the source of this 432-nucleotide messenger RNA. NCBI's taxonomy places the organism in Eukaryota, Metazoa, Arthropoda, Arachnida, Sarcoptiformes, Oppiidae. The record is from the annotation of a GenBank genome assembly.